AAGGUGAGUACAUAAAAGUGAUUAAAUACUUAGUGAGCGAGAGUGGGUAUCCGGGACAGUCUCCGGGAAGAGGGUAUCAGGCUAUUUUCUUUCUCCCCGAGCUCUGUGGCGCUUGUUGCCGGUUUGGAGACCUUUCUCGAUGUCGGACUGACGGUUGAUCCCACGACGGAAGGCCGAGGGCGCAAGGGAGGUCCCGUGAUGCCACGCACUGGAGGAGGCUUGGACGUCGAAGCAAGACGCGUCGGCACCGGCUUCGGUUGGAUUUUGGAGGUGUUUUCGCCGGAUGGCUUGCGUUCACGACUGUGAUCCAGUCCGGACUCGGAGGCGAUAGACGACGGGCGGGAGAUCCGGGUAGACUGCACCGACGAAUCUCGACGCACCAUGGGUUUGACUCCGCUCCCAGCAAUACUGCCGCUUGGUCUGUGAAGACUGGGCCGCCGUUUGUGCUGAAAAGCGGUUACACUUCACAAAGUCUCGAGAUCGAUAAGCAAGACACACCAGAUCGAGCUCUUGCUGUUUCGAGUCCAGAGUCGCAUUCAAGCCCGCCAAAUCUUGCGUAUGUUGCUCGCUCAUCUGGGCGACGAGAACAUCUUUGUCGAUGGCCUGUUGCUCGAGUUCUCGGUUCCGAUCUUCCAGCUCUUUGAACUUGAGUUGGAGCUGCUCGAUGUCCAUGGCUGCUCUCCGCCUGUCUUC
Molecule: messenger RNA, 693 nt
Organism: Mycena citricolor
Lineage: Eukaryota; Fungi; Basidiomycota; Agaricomycetes; Agaricales; Mycenaceae
Source: the annotation of a GenBank genome assembly